Molecule: messenger RNA, 2352 nt
Organism: Penicillium cosmopolitanum
Lineage: Eukaryota; Fungi; Ascomycota; Eurotiomycetes; Eurotiales; Aspergillaceae
Exons: 5
Coding region: 1-2352 (783 amino acids)
Source: RefSeq, a predicted model, not a curated record
AUGGCUCAGCAACCCAGUCCUCCAUCUUCAGUCUCCGAUAUUGCUAUAAACACGCAGAGCACGCCGGCGAAAGUUGAACCUCCUCCUGAAUUUCGCGCCUUGACGCUUCUCGACAACGCGCCAGAUGCUAAGACAAGACCGGAAUGGCAGGACCCAGUGCGAUGGUGUUUUUGGGGAAACGCUGCGGUCCUGGUGAUAAAUAUCGCGCUCACAAUCGCCGCAGUUGGUGUCUCUGCCUCGAAGCAUGACGAGAGUCUCGGCCUUGGCGUUGUAAUGACUGCGACAAGCAGUUACUGCUGUACGAUUCUUAUGGCCCCGUCCCGAACAGACAUUGAUAAAGCCCAUUCCAAGGGAACUUGGCUCUCAGUCGGAGUUGCGAGUUGGCAGAACUUUCGCAAUCUCAAAAGGUCCAGUCAAGCUUUAUGGAGCAUACUGCUUCUGACAUCAAUAAUAAUGCAGAUGAUCUAUAACUCUGUCGUUUACUCCUCUCUCAACGCCAAUGCCUAUCCAGUGAUCGUUGCACCAAUGGAGUUUGUCUCGAAUUCCAGUAUACCUACAUCGUUUUACGAAGAACAGACCUGUUGGCCCGACGAUGUUCUUACAUGGAACAUCACCGAUCUGCGAUCUGGCAUUAUGAACGGCAGUUUUGAAUACCUCAGUAAAGACGAGUGCAUCGGCGCCUACGCAAAUAGCUUUACGUCGGACAGACGCACUGUUGUUUUAGUGACCCAGGAGCCCAUCACCGGCGCGGGCAUAUCGCUGGCUGGAUAUGGAUACGCAGGGGGUAUCGAAGCAACAAAUCCGGCGAAGACUGUACUCAGUCCGUUCGGGAACAUCGGGGCACUAGACUGGAUCUUUGAAGGGCCUGGAGGUAUGGGUCUCAAUCUUCCUGCACGGGCACAAUUUUACAAGGUUUGGACACCUGGAACGUGUCUUCUCGAGAUUGGCCACGAUUCACCGAAGUACACAUACCUGAACAAAACACACAAUAUAACCUGGACUCGCAAGGAGGUGGAGGUUUUCACGUCCUUUGUGGGAACCAACCCUCCGCCAGAACAGAUGUGGUCAUAUUUGAACACUACAUCUUGGAUUGCGUCGGCCGGAACACUUAAUGUUUCAACUGAGUGUACACCUCUAAAUAAGCUGGCUAAUGAUUUUGAUGCGGAUCCAUUACGGGAGAUCAAGGUUGACCACUGCCUGAGCUUAAGGACCUCUGAAGAAUGCCGUUUUUUCUAUCAUUUGCCUAUCGCUCUUGUUAUGAUCAUCUGCAACUUGAUUAAAGUUGUUUGCAUUUGGCUUUUGCUACGCAUCGAUCGUCACGACUUGAUCCUUACUAUGGGUGAUGCGAUCUCAUCGUUUCUUCAACGACCAGACCCGACCACCAAGCAAUGGUGCACACUUUCUCCUGAAUUUAUUGCUGCGGAGAAGAAAUGCCCUUGGCACUCGGGAAACAAAAGCUUCGAAAAGGAAGAGCUAUGCUCACCAGAGCCACACCCUGGCCUUCUCCCUUCAGAAAAUUACAAGAAAAGAUGGAACACAGCUACUAGUGGCAAGAUCUGGUUGCUCACCAUUUUCAUACUCGUCCUAUACAUCGUCAUCAGUCUCGCACUUCCCACACUCGCGGUGCAGAAUACGAUAACCCACCAAUUGAUCACCGUGCAACCACUUAGUGCAAUAUGGCAGAUCCAAGGCUGGGGCACGAUUCAGUCAACCGGUCUACUUUCAAACCUGGCCACUUCUUUCGUCGGCAUGGAGCUUCUUGCAAACACACCGCAGCUAGCAGUGUCAUUCCUUUACUUCUGUCUCAAUGACAACCUCACAAGAAUGAUUCUCGCAGCCGACUAUAACAAUUUCGCAAUUCACCGACGUCCACUACGAGUCUCCUUCCCGCGUGGGGAGCAGCGAUCGACCUGGUAUCUGACCAUUCCCUACCAAUAUGCCAUUCCCAUUCUCACGACAUUUACUCUCAUUCACUGGUUUGUCUCCGAAGGCCUAUUCUAUGUUCAAGUCUUGCCGUACAGCAUUUAUGGAAAGCCAAUUCCUUCUGCUGAGUUGGUAACAUGUGCCGUAUCUACACUUCCUCUAGAACUGGGCCUGUUUCUAAUGAUCGGUAUGUUUAUUGUCAUCAGCUUCUUAGGUAGCAGACGGCUCAAAGCAUCCAAGAUGCCCAUUGCCCGCGAGUGGAGUGUUGCUAUCAGUGCCGCUUGUCAUCCGCCUCGUCUUGACCUGGAUGCUGCGUUCAAGCCUGUUCAAUGGGGCGUAGUUGAAGAUGACACGGACGCGUUGUAUCCCCAUUGCAGCUUCACCUCAAAAGAAGCGAAAGAGCCGGAGGUCAAUGUCCAGUAUGCUUAA